This is a messenger RNA of Poeciliopsis prolifica (blackstripe livebearer), 2789 nucleotides long. It is a transcript of the gene sncgb, whose product is annotated as synuclein, gamma b (breast cancer-specific protein 1). Gene Ontology annotation, cellular component: cytoplasm; neuronal cell body; axon terminus. Bases 306 to 665 code for a protein of 119 amino acids. The record is from RefSeq and is a predicted model, not a curated record. Lineage: Eukaryota; Metazoa; Chordata; Actinopteri; Cyprinodontiformes; Poeciliidae. Gene Ontology annotation, molecular function: cuprous ion binding. Gene Ontology annotation, biological process: synapse organization; chemical synaptic transmission; synaptic vesicle endocytosis. The transcript is spliced from 6 exons.
UGCUGCGGCAUCCAGCCAUCUCUCUUCCUCCUUCUCCUCUUCCUCCUCUCUCCAUCUCGUCGGUAUCUGCUCUCUCCUCCUCCCGUCUCUCCCUCAGUCUGCGUGCUGUGGUCCUGCUGUGAGCCGCGAUCAGCGCUCUGCCAACCGGAGGAGGAGCUAAAAACAGGCACGCGCACUCUCAGACAUCCCACAUCAUCAUCACCAUCACCACCACCAUCAUCAUCAUCAUCCUCUGCUGCACGCUCACUGUAAGCACCAGCCAGGCCUGUUCAGAGCAGGGGAGCCCAGCCGAUCCGUCGCCCACAAUGGAUGUACUGAUGAAAGGGUUCUCCAUGGCCAAGGAGGGGGUGGUGGCCGCUGCAGAGAAGACCAAAGCAGGGAUGGAGGAGGCAGCAGCCAAGACUAAAGAAGGGGUGAUGUAUGUAGGAAGCAAGACAAAGGAAGGAGUUGUGUCAUCAGUAAACACAGUGGCCAACAGGACCGUGGACCAGGCCAACAUCGUGGGAGACACGGCGGUCGCCGGAGCCAACGAGGCGUCACAGGCGACCAUCGAGGGCGUGGAGAACGUGGCUGCGUCAACCGGGAUGGUCAGUCAGGAGGAGCCCAUAUAUGAGGGAGAGUAUGGAGGAAUGGAGCAAGGAGGGGAAGGAGGAGAGGGGUACUAGUCUCCUUCCGGACCCUCCAGCUGCCCCUCGCCUUCCUCGCCUUCCUCGCGUCGCCGUACCAGACUCCAGAUGUUCAGCAUAUUUUUUUGUGACUUUUCGGAACCAAAAUCAGAACAGACUCUUCCAGACGCCGCCCCUCGGCUUUCCCCUCACCGUCUAACCGCCCUGCAGCCCGUAGCGCCCCCUCUGCUUCCCCGGCCUCACCUGUGUGUUCGUGUAGGUGACCCCCUCCGCCCUCGUGUCGUUGCCACCCGACUGAGAAAUUUCAAGAAUCACCCAAACACAAAAAGACACACCUCAAGAAGGUGCCAGCAUGAGACAUGCACAUACAGAACAUACCAUAAAAACCAGCAGACCACACACAGGGCAAACAAGUAGCUGUAGGAGAUUACAACAGAGAAACCUGUCUUAAUAGAAGAAAACGAAGUCAUUGUGAAACCGAAGGAGCUGCAUGAGAGGUUGUGCGUGUGCUGCAGGCCGUGUGUCCGUGUUCAAGCUUGUGUGCAUGUGUGUUCAGCAGGGAUCCACGCAUUAAAGAACUGUGCUUCAGUUUGUGGCAGUAGGAUGCAUGAGCUGACGUUCCCCGUGGUGUUUUCUCUCUCUAUAGGGCGGCUGUUAUGUGUUGCAAAACGCCGGCUUUGUGCGUAUGUGUUCGCUUCAGCAUUUAGAAACAGGGUUAGCGCAGUAGAAGUGAUGAGCAACGUGACGUUAUGCAUGAGCGUUUUCAGAUGUCUGUACACGCCGUGAUGUGUUUGUGUCCGCAAAGUCGAGGUAGGAAGAAAGAGCGUUCAACAAUCGGUUAUUGUUCGUUCGGUUGGGUUUGGGUGAGGAGUCCCUACAACAGCUGGACAAUCUCUGUCUCACCAUUAAUGUGAACAUGAAAACCAGCAAGUGUCAAACGAUUACCGCCUGAACGCUGUAACUAUUUUACAGUUUUCACUUCUCUCUGGAAGCAGUUUCACAAACCAGAACCACCUAAAUAUUGAACCAAAUGGAGGUUCAGGUCCGCAAGUCGUGUUGUUGUUCUGACUGCAACGUAAAGACAAUAAAAGCUGCUUCCAAUGAACUAAAGAAGUCUUUAGGAUGAGAGGUAAGACAUUCUUUAAAAAAACGAGAAGUCCAGUUGCCUUUAGAUUCAACACUUACAAAUUUGCACCAACGAGAAACAAUUGGAUUUAAAAUAAUUUUUUUUCCAAAAUAAUUUAAAUUCUUUGCAUCAAAAGUUGAAUUGUUACUGUCCUCUUCUUUACUUUCACCAAGAGGAAGUAAAAACAGAAACUAUCACUGAACCAGGGUGUAGCACAAAUCUGCCCUUAACGUUUCUGCAAAAUAUAAUUAUUUAAAAGCUAAUACGCAACAACAAAAGUUAUAUUAUUGGCAUGAUGACUGGAUUUUGAGUGUUAAUUUAAUCACCUUUACAGACAAAUACAAUUUUUGACAGGAUAUUUUUGUGUCGGUGUUAAAAUCACUUUGGCAGAGGAAGGACAAAAUGCUCACUUCUAGACAUAGAUUUGCUUAUUUCAACAGAAAAUACUUUAUGGAAAAUGCUACAAAUGAAAGAAAAAGAGGAAUAUUCAGAUUUUCCCUCGUGUGUGAGUUGAGCUUUGGGAAACCAGUUUGCAUGGAGUCAUGGAAAACAUCCAGCUGAGUUUCUGUGUUCAUCUAAACCAGUGAGUCCAGUUUGAUGAAAAGGAAAGGAAUAAAUGUUUAAGUUUUGUUUUUAGCUAAGCUCUGUGUGGUUAUCUACGCUGAAUGUGUUCCCUCUCUGCUGUCUAGGCCAGUCGGAUAGAUCCCCCCCGCUGAGUGUCACACCAUCAGUCAUCGCUUUAAGAGUGUGUGUGUGUUCAACUAGAGGAGGUUCAGCCAGAAGAGUGUGUGCAUUUCUUUUUUUUUUUUUUACUUUUUCUUUGAGGUCAACUGAAACAGACUGCAUGUUGCCUUACAGAACAACGACACACCCAUAAAAACGCACACAGACACUUCAGAGAAAAAGAAACGCAAACCUCAACACAGCACACAACUAACCUGAGUCACGCACUGUGUUUAAGUUGGCAUCACAUCAAAAUCGCUGAUUUUAUAAACCGUAAAUGUGAAAAUAAAAAAGGUUUUGUUGAAAUCCAACAA